Messenger RNA from Nelumbo nucifera (sacred lotus), 1308 nucleotides. Lineage: Eukaryota; Viridiplantae; Streptophyta; Magnoliopsida; Proteales; Nelumbonaceae. The record is from RefSeq and is a predicted model, not a curated record.
AUGAUCAAAUUAAGCAGCAAACAUAGUCAGCACUUUAAUUUGGUGGAAUUUCAUCUUUCUGAUUACUUCACAUAUCUCGGCCUAGCUGUUUACACGUCUUUCAUCUCGUUUUCAUAUGGACAGAACAACGUCGUCCCUUCCUCAGAUACAACGACCACCAACCUAUGGAAACCUAAUCACCGUCCUCAGCAUCGAUGGAGGUGGGAUCAGAGGAAUCAUCCCUGGAACAAUUCUUGCCUUCCUUGAAUCACAACUUCAGGAAUUGGAUGGCGAGGAUGCAAGAAUUGCAGACUACUUUGACGUUAUUGGAGGGACGAGCACAGGGGGUCUGGUAACAGCCAUGUUAACUGCACCAAACGAAAACAAUCGUCCUCUAUUUGCUGCUCAAGAUGUCACAGCCUUCUACCUUGACAACUGCCCUAAAAUUUUCCCACAGAUGUGGUCAGUAUUCAGGCCCAAAUAUAAUGGGAAGUAUCUCCAUGGCAUAUUAAGAGAAAAGCUCGGGGAGACAAGGUUGCACCAAGCCCUCACCAAUGUUGUCAUUCCCACCUUCGAUGUCAAGCAACUCCAGCCAAUCAUCUUCUCCUCUUUUGAGGCCAAGACAACAUCAGCCAUGGAUGCUCGACUCUCAGACAUCUGCAUUGCCACCUCUGCAGCUCCAACCUACCUUCCUGCCUAUUAUUUCAAGAACGAAGGUGAAGAUGGGGAUGUGCGAGAAUUCAACCUUAUUGAUGGUGGUGUUGCUGCAAAUAAUCCGGCUUUGAUUGCAAUCAGAGAAUUGACCAAACGAGUGUUUGGAGAAAAUCCAGAUUUCUUCCCGAUUAAGCCUAUGGACUAUUGUAGAUUUCUAGUUAUCUCAUUAGGGACUGGUUCACCAAAGAAAGAAAUGAAAUACAGUGCUAAAAUGGCAGCUAAAUGGGGCGUUAUGGGAUGGCUUCUUAAUGGUAGCUCAACUCCAUUAGUGGAUGUGUUUACUCAAGCAGGUGCAGAUAUGGUUGAUUUUCAUAUCGCCGUGGUCUUUCAAGCCCUUAAAUCCGAAAGCAACUAUCUUAGGAUUCAGGAUGACACAUUAACAGGUGCUGUAGCUUCAGUUGACAUUGCUACCAAGAAAAACUUGGAGAAUCUUGUGAAGGUGGGAGAGGAACUGUUGAAGAAACCAGUUUCUAGGAUCAAUUUGGAGACUGGUCUUUCUGAACCUGUUGCAAAUGGUGGCAUUAAUGAGGAAGCUCUCAAGAAGUUCGCUAAACUGCUCUCUGAUGAAAGAAAACUUCGGCAGGAAAGAUCACUCAAUACUAAAACUUGAAAUAG